This is a messenger RNA of Penicillium samsonianum, 591 nucleotides long. RefSeq lists its product as uncharacterized. The transcript has a single exon. The coding region runs from base 1 to 591 and encodes 196 amino acids. NCBI's taxonomy places the organism in Eukaryota, Fungi, Ascomycota, Eurotiomycetes, Eurotiales, Aspergillaceae. The record is from RefSeq and is a predicted model, not a curated record.
AUGAUAUGGCGAGCGUGUCUUUUGUCUGAGGCAGUUGAAUGCUGCGAGAGCCGUCCAGGAGAACUUCACCUUGCCCCGAUCAGUUCAAGUCCUGGGGACUUUAAUGGACGUACUGCGGUUGUGUACUUUUCACCUCAACGAGAAACCGCCGAUCGGUAUGCAAUGUACAAGAAGCAUAGAUUCUCAAUCGCCGAGCUUGCAAUAUUACAAGUUGCGGUGCCAGACAGUCUCCUGCAGAGCUUGUCGGUUAGCUAUCUGUGGGCUGAUGGGGCUGAGAGUGACUCGUGGAAGAAGGUGAUUUGGAAUUGCAGACGUGCUGACCGGUUACCAAAGGAUCUGCGCUAUAUGGGAAAUAAAGACCUCUGGAUAGGGCAUAUUGCCAAGUCCACGAAUGUCAACUUUGCAACGAUGGAGAGCUACACUCAAAUCCAGUCCUCAGAUGUUCUGGUCAUUCAGAUUGACGAUGAGUGGCGGAACGCUAUCCAAUGGGUAUUUUACAGUGACCCGGCCGAAGAACUCUUUGCGCAGUGCUGCAAAGGAAAGACAUGUAUCCAUUCUAUUGGAAAACUGGUCGAAGCUUUCAAAGAGUAG